Lotus japonicus is the source of this 1534-nucleotide messenger RNA. RefSeq lists its product as uncharacterized. Lineage: Eukaryota; Viridiplantae; Streptophyta; Magnoliopsida; Fabales; Fabaceae. Gene Ontology annotation, cellular component: membrane. The record is from RefSeq and is a predicted model, not a curated record. The transcript has 10 exons. The coding region runs from base 95 to 1174 and encodes 359 amino acids.
UGUCGUGUCGUGUCGUGUGAAUGAGUUUGUUUGGUGGGUGACAACAAAAGAGAGAAAAGAAGAGGGUGUGUGUGUGUGAGUGAAAUCGCAAGCAAUGGAAGAAACAAGUAGUGCAGAGAUUGAGAAGAUAGAUGAAUCAGUGUCGAGCGUGUUGGAAGAAGCGAAAGAGCUUCAGGAAUCAGUUUCCAAUCACAUCUCGAAGACGCUAAGCGAUGAGCAACCACUUCGCCAACGUGCCCUCGCUCUCGACUCCAAAAUCCACUCUCUUCGUUCUUCCCUCGAUUCUCUGCUCCACAACAAGCUCAUCAACCCUUCCGUAGCGGAUAAGUUGGAUGAGGAUUUGCAGCGAGCACGCUGCAUCGUCGUUGAUGGCGAUGCUUCUUCACUCCUUCCUGGCCAUGCUCAAGGAAGUUUUUUGAGGAUGUUUCUUGGCCCUAUUAAUGUGCGUGCCUCUAGGAAGGAUGUUCAGCUUAAGGUCAAAGAGGAAUACAACAGUUACAGGGAUAGAACUGCCCUGCUCUUCCUGCUAUUUCCAUCAAUACUGCUUAUUCUAAGAUCUUGGCUUUGGGAUGGAUGCUUGCCAGCUUUUCCUGUCCAGAUUUACCAGGCCUGGCUGCUAUUUCUUUACACUGGUUUGGCAUUGCGAGAGAACAUAUUGAGAGUCAAUGGAAGUGAUAUCCGACCAUGGUGGAUAUAUCACCAUUACUGUGCUAUGUUAAUGGCCCUUGUGAGUCUCACUUGGGAAAUUAAAGGACAACCAGAUUGUGCGAAAAAGCAGAGAGGCGUACAACUUUUCCUACAGUGGGCUAUGAUGCAGGGAGUUGCAAUGCUUUUGCAAAAUAGAUAUCAACGCCAAAGACUUUAUACUCGUAUUGCAUUGGGAAAGGCUAAAAGGAUGGAUGUUGUAUGGGGUGAAACAGCUGGUGUCGAUGGCCAACUGUGGUUGUUGUGUCCCGUACUUUUCAUAUUGCAGGGAUUCGAAGCAUAUAUCGGACUAUUAUUGCUCCGGACCGCAUUUGUUGGCGUUAUUUCUGAGUGGCAGGUCAUAUUUUGUGGUGUCCUGUUGGUCCUAAUGGCUAUUGGGAACUUUGCAAAUACUGUACAGACUCUGUUAGCAAAGUCUAGAUUUAAGGCAAAGAUGAGAAAAAGCAAGAGCAAGCAGAGACUGAAUUAGCAAGUUGUGGCGGCUUCUUGAGCUUUUGGUAGGAUCAGGAUUUUUUGCAGUUUUGACCACUGUGCAAGCUAUUGAUGAUUUUGGCUUUGCUGUAGCAUCAAUAAGGAUAAAAAUUUAGAUACAAUUUCCAUUGUCCACUUUUUUUGGGUUAGCAUUUCCUGUCUGUCACAGGUUGGUUGAAUCUUCUGAUCACCUCAAUGAUCUAUUUAGAUUAUUUUAAGUAUUUUGCAAACUUGAGAGUCCAAGUAAAUCAUUGGUUAAAAACCUUGUGAAGUAGGCCAAGAUUUAAACUAGAGAUGACAAAUUCGAGUCCUUUUCAUGGUAUGCUAUUUUUUUAUCCUAUUGUAUAACUUUCCAUAA